AGAAAAUAAAACAGAACUCAAAAUUAUGGAUAGUCAAAGAUGGAGUACUCUAGGUUUCAUAUCUCUAGCUUUGUUUCUCUUCAUCACUUCCUCUUCCGCUGAGCUCAUCAUCAAACAGGUCAUAGAAGGCAGAGGAAUAGAGUCCAAUAGUUCUAACAGUCUCACCUCAAAUCUUGGAGUGACAAGAGAGUUGAGGGAUGCGCGACCAUCGAGUAAGAUAGUGACAAUAACAAGCUUCUCUGUGAUUAAGGAUAGAAAUGAACCUUAUGAAUCCUCUGUUUUUGAGGCUGCUGGUUACAAAUGGAGAUUAGUUUUGUACGUGAAUGGUAAUCCAAACGACGGUGGAAAUGGUUAUAUCUCGCUUUACGCGAGGAUGGAAGAGACAGAGUAUCUUCCAGAAGGUUGGGAAGUGAAUGUUGAUCUCAAACUCUUUGUCCACAAUGCUAAGCUACACAAGUAUCUGACUGUUACAGAUGGAACAGUGAAGCGGUACAGCACUGUGAAAAAACAAUGGGGAUUUGGACAGUUGAUUGCUCUUUCGACAUUUCACAACACGAACGAAGGGUACAUUGAGCAGGACAUUGGUUCUUUUGGUGCUGAGAUAUUCGUCGUUAAGCCGGCUCAACAACAAGAGAAAGUUACAUUCAUAUCAAACCCUCCAAACAAUGUUUUCACUUGGAAGAUACUACAUUUCUCUAACUUGGAAGAUAAAUUCUAUUACUCUGAUGAUUUCCUCGUCGAAGACCGAUACUGGAGACUAGGAUUUAACCCGAAAGGAGAUGGAGGAGGAAGACCACAUGCACUUCCACUCUUCCUAUAUGCUCAGGGCCAUAAGGCAAACGCAGUUGCUACAAACACUUGGGGAGCUGUUAAUCUACGGUUAAAGAAUCAACGAAGCUCCAACCACAAACAACUAUAUUCUGCAGCUUGGUACCCGACUCGAAGCGGUUAUGGUGUGGGAGUGAACAAUAUCAUAUUGUUAGCAGACUUAAAGGAUCCAUCAAAAGGAUUUAUGGUGAAUGAUGCUAUUAUCUUUGAAGCUGAGAUGGUUAAGGUCUCUGUGACCAACAUUGUCUCCGCUUAAAGAUCACUGAUAUGAGUUUGUAAUAAGACGAAGUUGUGUUGAUGCUUGUAAUGUAAUCAACAUUUCUGUUCUUGUGAGUUUUCUUUCUUUUGCUGUUUUGGUAUCAAUGAAAUAAAACUCUCUUGGUUUUAAAUUUAUGUGAAAGAUCGAGGUAAGGUAAA
This is a messenger RNA of Capsella rubella, 1245 nucleotides long. Its product is annotated as probable inactive serine/threonine-protein kinase fnkC. Gene Ontology annotation, molecular function: protein binding. NCBI's taxonomy places the organism in Eukaryota, Viridiplantae, Streptophyta, Magnoliopsida, Brassicales, Brassicaceae. The transcript is spliced from 6 exons. The record is from RefSeq and is a predicted model, not a curated record. The coding region runs from base 26 to 1084 and encodes 352 amino acids.